Molecule: messenger RNA, 1693 nt
Organism: Symsagittifera roscoffensis
Lineage: Eukaryota; Metazoa; Xenacoelomorpha; Acoela; Convolutidae
Exons: 7
Coding region: 131-1363 (410 amino acids)
Molecular function (GO): protein binding
Source: RefSeq, a predicted model, not a curated record
AGAUGCCAAGUUCAAUUUGACUUGGCAAUCGUUUUCUCUUUAAGAACCAUUAAAUGUAAUAUCGAAUUCAAGUUUUUCGUUAAUUUUGUUUCCUCUUGUACUAUCACUUGUAUUAACAAAUUUUUUUGCAAUGACAAGGACAUUUUUAAUUUUUGGUUUGAAGUUAAUUUUCCUGCUUUUCACGGUGAAAUGCGAAACAGAAAGAUUGGUUGAAUUCCUGGACUACUGUGGCGUACGCAGUGGUAAGAAGCAGGCCGUGGAGAUGAUCUUGGAGGACGGAUUGGCAGCUGGCAACAGUGCAUUCCAGUGUUGUGUGUACAUGCAUGCAGCUCACUCCAGCCAACGACUGCUCAUCUCAUUCCGGAAGAUACUCCUGGACACCGCAGGUGGCACAAACGGAGUAAUAAGCGAAGACGAGGCGACUCUUGCGACUACCAACUGGUGUGAUCAAGCUGGCUGUGGGGCCAAACUCAGUUUCUACGAUUCUUGGGCAAAUAACGGGGAUCUGUUUGGAUGCACUUGCAAGGAUCUCUUCCCGGCUGUGAUGGAGAGUGCCAGUAAUAAGAUCAAAGUGUGUCUGGAUGUACCAGUUGGGAUGGUUAUUGAAAACGACUGGGCGUUCUUCGCGACGAGUUUUGAUGAGUCCAGUUGUCCGCAGAAUGAGACAAUGUUGCACUGCGUGAACAGACGGUGUGUUCAACGCACUCUCAUCUGUGAUGGAGUAGACAACUGUGGCGACAGGACAGACGAACUACUUAUCGAAAAUUGCGAUCCGGUGCGUGCCGAAGUGGGUGAGAUCAUGGAUGACUCCACCCCUCUCUGGUGGGGCUGGAUCUGGUGGGUUUUGUUGGUCAUGUUGGCCAUGAUGACCACCUACUGGUGCUGUUGGAGACCGGGAUACAUCUGGUGGAGACUCGGUUGCUGCAGGGAUCUCAUUCCUUUUCUAAGGGCAUGCUGUCUCUGUUUCUUCACUUGCACCUGUGCGAUGAACUGCGGGGGAACCACGUGUGGGAGACACCCCUACAAACAACAGAUGCAGGAGAACAACAACCGCAUGCAGGCUAUGGGUGCACGAAAGGUAGUCUCGAAACCCAAACCCAAGCCAAAAGUCAAGGGCACCAUGAUGGCUGCCAAGAGUCGCAAGGGUCCCAUCACGAAGCAACCUCGCAAUCCCCAGAUGAUGGUGGUGGAGGAAGAGGGGAUGAGUGGGAUUGGGGGAAAGGGAGGGCCUAAGGAUGAAGUGUACAACGUGAAGGUUGAUUAUGACGAGGAUGACAAGAAUAGAAAUGGGACGACUGCGAUAUUCAUCGAUGAGUUUCCGUUUGAAGAGUGGAGUGGAAUGCACCACAGAGAAGGACGCUAAUGAUCAGCUAUUUGUAGUGAAUAUCCCAAUGAACUUUUUAUAUGAAAUUGUUGCACACAAUUUUCACAUGAAUGGGGCUUCGAAAAUUAUACGGAGCCUUUUGAUUUUCAGAAUUAGAGUUGUGAUCUUGCCACUAUCACGGAGCAAAGAAAAGCUCAAGUAAUAUUUAAAAGCUUGGAUUAUGUAACAUUACCGUUUAUUUUCAACUUAGCGUGUAUGACCAGCAUUUAAGAAAUUUAACGACCAGCCUAACAUGAAAACUUUUGUGGUAAAGAAUUCGCUUUGAGAAGACCGUAUGUUUUUAAUUCAAUGAAACCAGCAGUUUAUAGA